Messenger RNA from Triticum urartu, 1632 nucleotides. RefSeq names its product transcription factor bHLH128. The record is from RefSeq and is a predicted model, not a curated record. Gene Ontology annotation, molecular function: DNA-binding transcription factor activity, RNA polymerase II-specific; protein dimerization activity; RNA polymerase II cis-regulatory region sequence-specific DNA binding. Gene Ontology annotation, biological process: regulation of transcription by RNA polymerase II. Gene Ontology annotation, cellular component: nucleus. NCBI's taxonomy places the organism in Eukaryota, Viridiplantae, Streptophyta, Magnoliopsida, Poales, Poaceae.
ACCGCGAUCCAUCCCCCCUGGCGCGAGUCGGAGCCUCGGAGCGCCGCGCCCGCCCGCGCUAAAAGGGGGCCGGAGGAGCAGGGGCAGGGGGGACGCACGCACGCACGCACGCACGCAGCCGCCACCGGCCCACCUCGCCCCCGCUUUGCCCUGCCCUGCUCUGCGCGCACCACCAAUCAUCGGCGCGCGCACUAGCUCGGCAGCCCCCCGGCGCCGCGCCUCCUGCCGUGCUGUGCUGACCCGCCGUCGGUCCUCGGCCAUGAACCGCCCGACGCCGGCGCACCAGAGGGGCAUGCCGCCGCCGCCGCAGCUGGCGCGGUACGGCUCCGCGCCGGGCUCCUUCCUCGCCGCGCUGGCCGACUCCGUCGCGCGCGGCGGGGGCGGUGGCGGAGGGGAGGUGCCCUCCCACUCCCAGCCCCAGCAGCAGCAGCACCAGCCGGUGGCGGCCGUGGUGAGCCGGUUCUUCUCGGGGGAGUCGUCCGGGCUGACCUCCUGCGAGUCCAGCUGCCGGACGGCGGACGCCCCGGCGCCGCUCCAGCGGGCCUACGGCGGCUCCAGCGAGAUCCACGUGCCCCUCCCGCAGCAGCAGCAGCAGCAGCCGGGGCUCCUCCGCCACAGCAGCUCCCCCGCCGGGCUGCUCUCCCGCCUCAUGGCCGACCCGCACGGCAAUGGCGGCAUGGGCGGCGCUAGAGGAGGGAUGGGGAGCGGCUACGCGCACUCGCAGGGAGGAGGCAACGUCGACGCGAUGGCGGCGCAGCAGAGGAGGCUGAGCUCGCAGUGGAGCUUCUCGAGGCAGCAGGACAUGAUGCCGCACAUCGCGGAGAUGGGGAUGGCCAUGCACACGCCCACGCCGAUGCCGCCGGCCGACGUCGGCGAGAGCAUCGGCACCGGCCACGGCAACGGCUCCGGCGACCUCUCCAGGAGCUUCUCCAUGAGCUCCUGGGACGACACCAACUCCAACAUCAUCUUCUCCGCGCCCAGUGGCGGCGGCAAGAAGGCCAAGCUGAUGGCCGACGGCGACGACGGCAUGGUCACCAGCUACAGCAACAUCGACUCCCAGUUUGGCUCGUCUCUGGACAUGCCUGGCAUGGACGACUACCUGCAGCUGCAGCAGGACUCCGUCGCCUGCAGGGUCCGCGCCAAGCGCGGCUGCGCCACUCACCCGCGGAGCAUCGCCGAGAGGGAAAGAAGAACGAGGAUCAGCAAGAGGCUUAGGAGGCUGCAAGACCUCGUGCCCAACAUGGACAAGCAAACAAAUACUUCUGACAUGCUGGAUAUUGCUGUUGACUACAUCAAAGUGCUGCAGGACCAAAUCGAGAAACUGAAACAGGACCAAGGAAACUGCUCUUGCUCAGCCGAUCAGAAGUGCUGACGCCGAAACCCAGAUAUGUGAGGUUAUGUUUGUACCAAUGUGAUUAGCAAGCCCAAGUUUUGCUUCGGGAGAUUAAGUUGUAAAUGCCCUUCGUAUCUCAAGUAGUCUCCAUAUGCCUAUCUUCCCCUUUCGUGGUUGUACUAUGGAUUACUAGUUUCAAUGGCUUAAAGACUAGGAGGUGACAAGUAGAGUGUUGUAAUUUGAGUAUGUAAGGCAUUGCCAAUCUUUCAUUUCAACGCAAGUUGGAUCGCUUCUGCUUA